UGUUGUCUUGUCAAUGGUCGUGGUAGUUCGAAGCGGAUUGUAGUCUGUCAGUUGAAAAAAUUUGAUUGAGUAAAAAAAAUAUAUUUUUGGUGACUGAAAAACAAUAAACCUUUUGCAAUUAAAUAUAACUGUAACUUAACGCAUCUUGCUGUGAUUUGACGUUGAUUUGUAUUCUAGAGCGAACUACCGUGAUUGUAAUGCAUAUUUGGAACGCUGGAUACACAUCUUUGAUCUGAAAAUACUUUAAUGCAGAACUCACAUUGAAUACAUCUUCCCACGAGCUUAAAAAUGAUGGAAGUUAAACAGAGUACGCCAACCGACUUAAAUGCCUUAACAGCUGGCACCAGCAAUGGCAAGCCCAAUGAUGACAUGGAUGUUAUAUCAGAAUUGGAGGCAUCUAAACU
Rhagoletis pomonella (apple maggot) is the source of this 404-nucleotide messenger RNA. RefSeq names its product nucleolin-like. The record is from RefSeq and is a predicted model, not a curated record. Lineage: Eukaryota; Metazoa; Arthropoda; Insecta; Diptera; Tephritidae.